This is a messenger RNA of Saccostrea cuccullata (small rock oyster), 3068 nucleotides long. RefSeq lists its product as uncharacterized. The transcript has 17 exons. The record is from RefSeq and is a predicted model, not a curated record. Lineage: Eukaryota; Metazoa; Mollusca; Bivalvia; Ostreida; Ostreidae. The annotation marks the transcript as partial. Gene Ontology annotation, molecular function: calcium ion binding.
CAAACACAUGUAAUCCCUUGACACCACCUGGAAACGGUGCAAUUAGCUGUGCGGCAUGGAUAUUUGGGCAGAUGUGUACAAUGCAAUGUCAGGAAAAAUUCGAUAUUCCGUAUGGAAUCAGGACAAAUGAUGGUAGCUCGAAUUUUAACGGACAAUUUGUAUGUUCACAAAGCACAGGGCAAUACCAUCCAUCCAAUAUCGUUCCAAAUUGCUCAGAAAUUCGACAAGUGUCCUCAAGUCGUCUUCCAGGGGAGUUUUACUACUUUGCUGGUGAUUGUAAUGAUCCGGAAACACUUGCCCAAAUUAAAGAGAAAUUCAUUAAUGUGAUGAAACAGUUAGAAAUAGGUGGAUGGGCGGGCGUCUGUCCAAACAGCACUGAAUGCAAUGUUAACAACACAGAUGUAACUUGCGGACCAGUUUCAGGAAAACGUAAACGAUCAGCAGAUGAAACAGGUUAUAAUUGGUACAAUGUGCCAUCCGGGCGAUAUAGAAGAAGUACAUUUAAAAUAAGUGUUAGUUUUUCUGUGAAGACUUCCUGGCAAAAUUUUAUUUCUUCGGUGGACACUUAUAAUCUCAUGGGAAUGAUUCAACAAAGCAUCUUUGACAUUAUCAAAGGCUUGGCAGUAAAUGGAUCAUUCAAUGUGAGUGGGAUGGAUCCAGAUAUAAACUCCUUUUCCUCUGGUUUGAGUGAGCCUGAAUGCCCAGAGGGAACAGCAAUAAAACAAAGUACAAUGAGUUGUGUCCCUUGUUCCAUCGGCACCUAUCUUGAUAAUUCAAACCCCUCACAGCCUACAUGCAGAAAUUGCCCGAAGGGAUCUUAUAAAGAUUCAGAAGACACAGCCACGUGUACACAAUGUCCACAUAAUACAUUUACCCUGGACGACGGAGCUGAGUCUAUGUCAGAAUGUUUAGACAAGUGUGACUUUGGGGAGUUUUCUACCAGUGGGUUAAUGCCGUGUAAUAUUUGUCCAAGAGGCACAUUUAGUAGUAUUAAAAUGUCGAAAACUUGUGAACUUUGCCCUCAUGGAAAAACAUCAUUGUCUAAAAGCACCGCUAUAGAUAACUGUACAGAUAUCGAUAUUACUUUUGCAAAAAAGGGAGAUGCCAUUUUCUUUGACAGUAAUCAAUUUCUUGAAUCCAAAAGUGUUGCUCUUUUUGCUUGGAUUAAGAAUGACAACUCAAGCUUGGUGUUAUUGCAUGGAAAUUCUAGUUCUUUUUAUAUGACUAUUAAGUACGGAAAAACAGUCCUGGUGGAUAUCAACGGAUCCAAACAUAGCCUUAAUAUAACCGGGGAUAUGCAAGACUGGCAUCAUGUAGUUUUAAUCAUCAGCACAGAAACUGACACAAUCAGUGUCUAUAUAAAUGGAGUAAUCAAUGCUCAAACAAACCUGAACAGUGUUGGAAAUGUCAGUGUGAUAAGACCCGACUUAAGCUUUGCUAUAUUCCUGACUGAGGACGCAUCAUCAGACAUUUCGAUAACGGGAUAUCAAUUAACAUCAAAUAUUCCUUCCGAUGACGAAAUUCUUCUACAUUCAUCGGCAUGUAAUUACACCAGGAACGAUACUUUAGUUACAUUUAGUGAUGUUGACUGGGACACUGUCGAUAAUUCUCUAAUCAAAACACAAAGCCAUUGUGACAUUGUCAACCAGUGUAUUCCAAAUCCAUGUAAUGGUCACCCAUGCAUAGACUUAGUUGGAAACUACAGAUGCAGCUGCAAUGAUAGUUUCACUGGUGAGACAUGUGAAGUUCCCCCCGACUACUGUAUCAUAGCACCAUGCCAAAAUGGCGGCGUUUGUCAGAAUGGAAACAACACCUACACAUGCACAUGUUCAGGAUCUUACAAAGGAGCAAAUUGUGAAAUUGAUGUCGUGAACGGCGGUUGGAGUGCAUGGAGUGAUUUUUCUGAGUGCUCAGUGACAUGUAAUGGAGGCAUUAAGACGAGAUCUCGUGCUUGUAAUAAUCCAAUCCCUGAUCCUGAAGGACUUGACUGUAACUCUUCUCUGUCGACUGAAAGUUUGCUAUGUAACACUAAGGAAUGUCCAUCUUGUGCAGAACUUAAACUUUCUUUUGGUAAUGUGGUAAACUGCUCGAAUAUUAAUGGGGACACAGUUUGUGAAGUAUCUUGUAUAGUGGGAUACACGUUUGUACCAGGAAAUCUUCCUCUAAAGGAGUAUAGAUGUGGACAAAGCACUGGUUAUACUUGGAAUGGUCUUACACCUGCUUGCGGAAAGGCAAAAAUGCCCGACAGAUUAUCAUCAACAACUGAAAUCGAGUACAACUCUUCAAUUUCAUGCGCCGAUUCAUCGACUGUCUUAAAUACUCUUCAGAGUAAUUUAGAAUCAUCAUUGUCGUGCUACAAUGAAGGGAUAUGUGAACUAUCAACAACAAUCAAUGAAUGUGAAGGUAAAAUGGAAACAAACUCUUUGCAAAUAACCUUGACGGCAACACUUCCCGACGAAGAUUUGAAUUUGGGACAUUUUUAUUCAACAGGAAACUUGAGCAAAGCUUUACAAAGCUUAGUAAAUAUAGUGGUAGAACUAGAAAAUUCUACAAGGAAAAUAAACGAAUCCAAUGAUAUCCUUACCUUCGACAUGGGCGGGGUUAAAUAUUCGCCUUCAAUACAACAAGCUACAGGAAUUGUUGUGUGCGGACUUGGACAAGGCAGUGAUGGGCCGAUUUGCAUUGAUUGUCCAAUAGGCACAUAUUCAACCAGCGGAAAGUGUCUUCUAUGUCCACGAGGAACUUAUCAAAGUGAAAUAGGAGGAGCUGAGUGCACAAAUUGUCCUUCUGGUUUUACUACAAAAUUUGAAGGAUCUCAAAAUGCUGCAAAUUGUUCUGAAGUGACAAAUACAACUCAGGACCCCCUUUCGAAAAUUCCUGAAAGCAACACCGCAGGAGUCAGUGAAGCUGUGAUCAUUGCAGUGCCUGUGACAAUCGGGGUGGUUUUUCUGAUUGCACUGAGUGUUUUCUUUUGGAAUUAUUACUUAAAAAUCAAAAAUAGCAAGUUUGAUUACUCAGUGCUACUGUGUUUAGAUAAUAGAGACACCUUUGUCCCUGCUAAAGCGUAA